Molecule: messenger RNA, 3661 nt
Organism: Paramisgurnus dabryanus
Lineage: Eukaryota; Metazoa; Chordata; Actinopteri; Cypriniformes; Cobitidae
Source: RefSeq, a predicted model, not a curated record
CUACCCUCUUUUGGUUUCAACCGGCGUGGGGACGUAGUGUGGCUGGUUACUGAAGCAGCUAAAAGCUUAAUAUUCGAGCAUAGAGCAUUGUUAUCUAUGGCUCUUCAUCUCGCUUUUUUCUGUGCAAAAGCUUUCUUCUGUUGUCAGUCCCCUAAGAAAAACACAACCACCAUGGACUCUUCACUGACUGCCGCUCAGAUCCGUGAGAAGUUCAUCGACUUCUUCAAACGUCAUGAGCACCAGUAUGUCCACUCGUCAGCCACCAUUCCACUGGAUGAUCCCACUCUCCUGUUCGCCAACGCCGGCAUGAACCAGUUCAAGCCCAUCUUCCUGAACACCAUUGACCCAUCCCACCCCAUGGCCAAACUUCGCCGUGCUGCCAAUACACAAAAGUGUAUUCGUGCUGGUGGCAAACACAACGACUUGGAUGAUGUUGGCAAAGACGUGUACCAUCACACCUUCUUUGAGAUGUUGGGCUCUUGGUCUUUUGGAGACUAUUUUAAGCACCUGGCUUGCGAGAUGGCACUGAAUCUGCUGACCAAAGAGCUCGGCAUUCCUAUUGAACGACUCUAUGUGACUUAUUUUGGUGGUAAUGCUGAUGCAGACCUGGAGCCUGACUUGGAGUGCAAGCAGAUCUGGCUGGACUUGGGAAUGGAGGAGUGUCGUAUUCUGCCGGGCAGUAUGAAGGAUAAUUUCUGGGAGAUGGGUGACACCGGUCCUUGUGGACCAUGCAGCGAGAUUCACUAUGACCGUAUUGGAGGCAGAGAUGCAUCCCAUCUGGUCAACAUGGAUGACCCCAAUGUGCUUGAAAUCUGGAACUUGGUGUUCAUCCAAUUUAACAGGGAGUCAGAGACCGUCCUAAAGCCUCUGCCUAAGAAGAGUAUUGACACAGGCAUGGGACUGGAGCGCUUGGUGUCUGUACUGCAAAACAAAAUGUCUAACUACGACACUGACCUUUUCGUUCCUUAUUUCGAGGCCAUUCAGAAGGGCACAGGUGCCCGCCAAUACACAGGAAAGGUUGGCGCAGAAGAUACAGAUGGUAUUGACAUGGCGUACCGUGUCCUGGCCGAUCAUGCCCGCACAAUAACUAUUGCUUUGUCUGAUGGUGGCAGACCUGACAACACAGGCAGAGGCUAUGUAUUAAGGAGGAUUUUGCGUCGUGCAGUGCGAUACUCUCAUGAGAAGCUUGGUGCACAGAGGGGCUUCUUUGCCUCCCUCGUAGACGUGGUGGUUGAGUCACUGGGUGAUGCUUUUCCUGAGUUGAGGAAAGAUCCAGAUAUGGUGAAGGAUAUCAUCAAUGAGGAAGAGGCACAGUUCCUCAAAACCCUUAGCAGGGGACGUCGCAUAUUGGACCGGAAGAUUCAGAGUCUGGGAGACAGCAAGACCAUCCCAGGUGACACAGCCUGGCUGCUAUAUGACACCUAUGGUUUUCCUCUGGACCUCACUGCCCUGAUCGCUGAAGAGAGGGGGAUGGGGGUGGACAUCCAGGCCUUUGAGGAAGAGAAGAAAGCUGCUCAGAUAAGGUCUCAGGGAAAAGGGUCUGGUGAUGUGGACCACAUCAUGUUGGACAUCUACGCCAUCGAAGAGCUGAGAAACAAGGGUAUGGCUGCCACAGAUGACAGCCCCAAGUAUCGCUACACUUCAGAUGAUAACGGCAACUAUGAUUUUAAACGGGUUGUGGGCACAGUGUUGGCUUUAAGAAGGGAGCGUGCAUUCGUCGACGAGGUGACCACAGGACAAGAGUGCGGAGUGCUGCUCGAUCAAACCUCAUUCUAUGCUGAGCAAGGUGGACAGAGCUUCGAUGAAGGUUACAUGCUUCGAGAGAAUGACUCUGCUGAGGACAGGAUGGAGUUCACAGUAAAGAAUACUCAAGUGAGAGGAGGAUAUGUCCUGCAUAUUGGUACAGUGUAUGGGUCACUAAAGGUUGGAGAUCGCCUAACGCUUCAUGUGGAUGAGGCUCGUCGUAGGCCGAUCAUGAGUAAUCACACCGCCACACACAUCCUUAACUUUGCCUUGCGUUCAGUGCUGGGUGAGGCAGAUCAGCGAGGCUCUCUGGUUGCUUCAGACCGACUGCGGUUUGAUUUCACCGCCAAAGGAGCUAUGAGCACGGAUGAAGUGAAGCGCACAGAGGAGAUCGCCUGUGCUACGAUUCGUGAUGCCAAGGCAGUCUAUGCUCUGGAUGCUCCUCUUGCAGCCGCUAAAGCCAUCCAGGGUCUGCGGGCUGUGUUUGAUGAGACGUACCCUGAUCCAGUCAGAGUGGUUUCUAUCGGUGUCCCUGUGGAGGAGCUGCUGGCCGACCCGAACAGCCCUGCGGGCUCCAUCACCUCCAUCGAGUUCUGCGGUGGAACGCAUUUGCAGAACUCAAGUCAUGCUGGGCCGUUUGUGAUCGUUUCGGAAGAGGCCAUCGCUAAAGGAAUCAGGAGAAUUGUGGCAGUGACUGGAGCAGAGGCUCAGAAGGCUCAGAGGAAAGCUGAUGCCUUGAAAGUGAGCCUGGAUGCCAUGGCAGAGAAAGUUAAAGCUCAGACCGUCCCCAAUAAAGAUGUUCAGAAGGAGAUUGCUGAUAUGACGGAGUCGCUGGGCACUGCUGUGAUCUCUCAGUGGCGAAAAGAUGAGAUGAGGGAAUCUCUAAAGGGUCUAAAGAAGAUCAUGGAUGAUCUGGACCGUGCCAGCAAGGCUGAUGUACAGAAAAGGGUCCUGGACAAAACAAAAGAGAUCAUUGACAGCAACCCAAACCAACCUCUGAUCGUCAUGGAGAUGGAGACUGGAGCAUCCGCAAAGGCGUUGAACGAGUCUUUGAAACUGUUGAAGACAAAUUCUCCUCAGACUGCUGCUAUGCUUUUUGCUGUGGACAACGAAGCGGGCAAAAUUAUCUGCUUGUGCCAAGUUCCCCAGGAUGUGGCAAAACGUGGCCUCAAGGCCAAUGAGUGGGUCCAGGAAGUGUGCCCUCUGCUGGAUGGAAAAGGCGGUGGUAAAGAUAUGUCCGCUCAGGCUACAGGAAGAAACACAAACUGCAUACAAGAGGCUCUGCAACUUGCCAACGAGUUCGCCCGACUCAAACUAGGUGAAAAUUAAUGAGCGAUAUAGGUGUCAAAUCUUCUUCUAGUUCUGCUUACUGAAUGGUCAAACUGGACAUUUUAGGUUGGAAAAUGUGAAAACUGUACAGAAAUGUGUCAAUUGUAAAUUAUGGAUAGGAAGGGAAAUAAUGAAUGCCCCCUCUAUUCAUUGAAGAACUGCAACUGGGGAACACUUGUGUAAUAUUUGAUCAAUCCAACUGUCCAGUCUCUGAUGCUACACACACAGGGGCUAUGCAUGCUUUUCUAAUACAUUUAGAUUAACAAUGUUAAAUACUUUGCUGCUAGGUAAAAGCUGUUUCAUUACCAGUCUUGUCUUUGUAUGAAAAUAUGAAGGGGAAAAUAAUUGUCAUUCUCUUUUAUCAUAACAUUUUCCAUGACAGUUCUUAGCAUUAUGGAGAUCCGUCUCGGUCAGGGGGGAUGUUGUAAUGGUUCAAGCAAACAAAUGCUUGUGAAACUUAAUCACAAACAACAUUAAUGUGUUUUGCUAGCACUUCUAAUCUCUGUAAUGGAAAAAUGAGCCAUCAGUCACCUGUCACAUGAUAUAUAUGUAUAACUUGCUAACGGUAAUAAAAAUCAGUGGUGUCAAA